ACCUCGAUAAGGGUUGGAUUAUACGUGGCAUUAGAUGCACAACCCCUCGUCAAUGAGCCAACCAGUGAUCUAAUGACAGCUCUGUACUUGUAGUAUAUUUUGAACUUUGCUCUCAGAAUAUGUGGACUUUGGGGUCAUAUAUACAGUACGGUGUUGCCGGUUAGAUGUUUCCAAGCGUAUUCAGAACUUUGUGUUAAAAAGUUACUGUGAUGAUGGCUUUGUGGGGAACUUUCCAUGUUCUGCUUCUUUUGGUAUUGGCUUUGUUGACCAAUCAGAGUAUUUCUUUAUCACUUGAGAAUGGAAAGACUUACAAGUACUCAUAUGAAACAACUAUAUACUUCAAUGAGUUGAAUACCCCUAAGGUGAAGCAGACUCAGAAAGAUGUAGGGUUCCGUUUGACUGCGGAACUAGAGGUCACUCCAAUAUUUCAUGCCAGUGAAACACAGCUCCUGAGACUUCAGAUCACAAAGGCAUCAGUUUCCAGUGCAUCCAGAUCAGGACUGGAGAGGAAUUUAUUGGUACUUCUGAGGUACCCUGUCUACUUUGAGCUGAAUGGGGGGACAGGUGUUGUAGGAACUAUUUAUGGAGCCGAUUCUGAAUCUAUCUUCUGCUCUAAUUUGAAAAAAGGAGUGAUAUCCUUGUUCCAGUUGAGAGAUACUGAUGGGGAGAGACAGGAGACUGAUGUAUCUGGACAAUGUGACACAUCAUAUAUGGUGUCUGGGAAUUCUGUUACCAAGACCAAGCAUAAUUGUGAAAACCUGGAAAUUGCUGGGCAGUUUAGUAAUCCAAGCAAGAUGUUUGGUGUGACUGUGACAUCAACUUCAGUUGCGAAGUACCAACUUGGGGAUGGUGUGAUAGGCAGUGUUUCGGGUACAGAAAGACACAUCGUAGUCCUCAAUGCAAAGCCAGGUGUUUCUACUGUUGUUACCUCAACACAAAAACUGAACCUGUUAAGUAGUAUUGGAGGAUCAAAGACAGUUGCAGGCAACACAGUGGAGGAGGCAAUAGAAAGCAUCAAUAAAGUUUCUGGAUACAAACACAGCCCAAUGUUGAUUGCGAGUGGCACAGAAAUACAAAAUUGUUUUGAAAAUUGUGAAAAGCCUAUUGAUGUCUUAAAGAAGGUUAAAGACUCGCUCUCCAGUGACAAACUUUCUACAGUUGAAUCUGGCAGAGCCUUUCUAAAGUUACUACGGUCCUUUAGAGGGAUAGGGAAACACACAAUUGAGGAAGUGCUCACCAGUAGUGAUAGUUACUACAUUGUUCCUCAGCUGAUAGAUGUUGCUGUAGCAGCUCAGACACCCGACUCACACAAGGCCUUGAUGGAUUUGGUGUCCUUCACCACAGAAGGUGCCUCAGAGUAUCAGGAAAGGUUACUGCUGGCCCUGGCCUACACUACACACCCAGACACUGCAGUCUUACAGUUUUUCUUGGACUUGAUGGGCAAGCCCCUCCCCACUGAGAGACUACAUGAGUCUGUGGUACUAGCCCUUGGUGCCCUGGUGCACACCUACUGCCAAGACACAGCCAGCUGUGGCACUCAGGUGGUAGCAGACUACGUAAAAGCUGUAAGAGAAGGUUUAAAGUCUUGUCAGAAUGAAAACUGCAAGCUGAGAUAUGUCAGAUCAAUGGGCAAUUCAGGGCUGUCUGAUUUUGGAUCUGAUUUGGUAGAAGUUGCAGAGUCCUCCAGUAGUCCGAUGAUUUCUAUCAGUGCUAUACAGGCUCUAAGGAGAUUUUCAACCGGUUCUCUUACUGCUAAUCAAAAGGCAACGCUGAGUCGGAUAUUCCACCAAAACAAUAGACAGUUUGACAGCAGUGUAAGGCUAGCAGCAGCUGAUGUCCUUCUGAAAAACAAUCCAACCACUGCUGAGGUCAGGAAUAUGAUGUUGUCUGCUGUUGGCGAUCAGAAGAAUCAUGAGACCUCUACGUACAUCUUAAAGAGGCUAUUGGAUCUAUCAGAAAUGGACAGUUACAUAAGGCCAAUGUUCAAAGAAAUCCUCUCAGACCCAAGUAUAAACAAUUAUUUUGUCUUUGGGCAAAGAGGAAAAUCCAGCGCUUUUAGCAGUUAUCUCAUGGCCACAAGAGAGAUGAACAGUACAUAUGGUUUAUACCAGGAGAGCUCAGCAACUGGUGUGAUGAAGAGAAGUGCCAUGGUGGUGGACAUGGCAAACAGAUUCACCAAACAGCCUCUUUUGACAUUUGGAUUGUAUGCUGAGGGCCUUGCUGCUCUGAUUGGUGAAGCUGAGGAGGGAGCAGAGGAUGUAGAGGCUACAGCAGGCAUGUCACUAACACUUAUGGAUGUACUGUUGCCAUCUGUAGAAUUCUUUAGAGGGUCUGGGGAACUCAUGUCUGCAGUAUGGAAUGCACCUUCAGAUCCUGUGUCAGCCUUACAAGGUAAUCUUUUACUGCAAGACCAUUCCCAGAAGUUCCAUCUCUCAAAUGGUCUGGUGGUGGAUCUGGAAGUCCUAGGUGUCUCCUCUAUAGAUAUGUCUGGCAGUGUCAGUAUCAGUCUGUGGUACAAAACUUCGAAUUCAUUGAUUAAAAACAGUGGUGCUCUGGUCGUGGAAGGAUCAAUGAAGCUGGACUCCAAAGUUCUAAAAGCAGGAAUUAAAAUGUUCGCAGAGUCAGAGGCCAGCAUUGACUUCAAUACUGAUGUGGACUUUGCUGAAAUGCCAUUUAAAAUGUGUCUGCGUAUGUCACGUCCCAACGUAUCUUUUAGUCAAACUGUGGAAAAAUAUGAAAGAUCUAGAAAAAUAAAGAAACGGUACAGAGCAAAGCAGAAACGAACAGCUUCCUCUCCUGGUGUCUCCUAUCUUAUCAACCCAAAGAAUAGCAUCCAGUGUAGUCUGAUCGCCUUGGAUUAACGAGGGUGAUGGUGGAAACCAGACAGCUGUAAGCAAUGUUCCUGAUAAUACUUCACACUUUCCAAAGCCUACAUCUCCAAGUAAACAGCAUCAGAUCAAAUGUCUCUUGAUGACGGCAAUACAAAGCUAGACGACAUAUCACAUUGCCAGAAUCUAGAACAAGAUCAAAUUCCAUUUUUUUUAAUAAAAGUAUAUUUUUCUUAUUUUC
Messenger RNA from Ylistrum balloti, 3069 nucleotides. RefSeq names its product microsomal triglyceride transfer protein large subunit-like. The record is from RefSeq and is a predicted model, not a curated record. The coding region runs from base 210 to 2861 and encodes 883 amino acids. Gene Ontology annotation, biological process: lipoprotein metabolic process; lipid transport. Gene Ontology annotation, molecular function: lipid binding. Lineage: Eukaryota; Metazoa; Mollusca; Bivalvia; Pectinida; Pectinidae. Gene Ontology annotation, cellular component: Golgi apparatus; endoplasmic reticulum; basolateral plasma membrane. The transcript is spliced from 19 exons.